GAUUUUUACCUGCUGGAAACUCAACAAAAAAUUUUGUGCGUUUGUUAAUACUUUUUUUUUUUGGUGGGUUUGGUAAUACUCUGUUUUCUGGGUGGGUUUGCUAAUAAUCUGUUAUUAUGUGGGUUGUUUUGCUUAUACUGUUCGUUUUUUUUUUUUUUUUUGGUGGAGCUCAAUCAAACCCAAUUAAUUUAGGGUUUUGCUUAUACUGCUGGUGUGGAAAAAUUCAAUGGGUGUACUGUUUGUUGGGGGAAAGUUUUGGGUUUUAACAGAGUAACUUUUACCCCAUAAGUAAUUUUUGUCAAGAAAUUCUGGAUUUUGAUUUUGAGGACCUGGUUAAAUUCUAGGUUUUUGCUAAUACUUUGGUUCGGUUCACUUAGGAAUGAACGAAAGUCUAUUGCUCAAAAGUAUAUAGACUUUGCACUUUGAAAUGAACGAAAACCUAAGUAAGUAGUAGCCUUUAAAAACGAAUACGGAACCUGCAAGAUCUCAACCGUUCAUUUUAGCAAUCAAUGGUCCAAAUCGACCAAAAUACUUUUCGACGGUCGCGAGUUCCGUAAAUUCUUAUUUACGGAGCUCCGUAAAUAAGAUUUCCCCUAAAAAGUAUGUUUUUUUUCCCACUUUCGAAUCAGCUCUCUUGACGUUUUCCAACCAUACUAAUAGACAAUUUAACUGGUAUGACGACGAAGCGGUGGAGAUAUAUUACAAUUUUUACACAAAAAAAAAAACAGGGACAAUUAGGAACGCUGCAGAAGUUCUUACAAGUUUUCUCAUAAUAAUAGACACGAAAAGAGAGUAUCGGACGAUACUCUUUUAAGGGUCCAUGCUUCUUUGGGUGGGUUUUUUCGCUGAUCUCGAUCAUAAACUCUAUCUUUUUUGUAUAACCCGAUUUCGUUUCAUGGACCCCCACAAAAAAUGCAAAUCAAAACUUUUAAAAUAACGCACAUGGAAAUUUAGGGAUAACUGGCCAAAAUUAAAAUCAACACAAGAUACAUAGAUGGUGUCCUUGACAAUGAAUAUUGUUUUUAGCUGACGUAGGAAGGGAUAAAUUGAUGGUGUGAUUGCCUCUAUAUUUUGACUGCCCAUAUAUGAUGAAGAAUAAGAGGAAGAACCCUUUAAAUUUUGGUAGGUAGAGAAUCAACUUUUAAUAUUAUUUUUUCAUAUAUUUCCAAAUCAAUUGACUUAUGGUCCUACCUUAAUUUAACAUUAUAAUUGACACAUGCACGAAUCUUUAAAUGGUCACUGGCUUACAUAUGAAACUUGACAGGUUUUGCAGUACUACCUGUAGCGACUUAUCAAGGUCUAAGCUAACUAAGCUAACUCUAGAAUCAUGGAUAACAUUACUAUUUUCGGUCAAGCAGACAAACACUUGCAAAGAACGGUUGAACUCCUCCAAAAAAACAAUGUCAGGGUUGUGAUACGCGAUGAGCAAGAACUCAACGCUAUUCGUAUUCGUGAAGAAAAACGAAGGGCUCAAGCAAUAGCUGCGGAAAAACUACAGGCAAACCGUAUGGGAAAAGGAAAACAAAAGGCUACAUGUGCGGACAAGCGGAAAGAUAAUGCCUUGGUUGAACUUCGUCAACAUAGAAAUGGUGGAGUUGUGAUCCGCGAUGAGUUAGAACUUCAUAAUCGUCAAGAGGAACGAAAUGCUAAAGCAAAAGUUGUGGAAAAACGAAAGGCAAACUCUAUUGGCAAGGGGAAACAAAAGUCUACAUGUUCGAACAACGGAAAAGAAAAUGUCUCGGUUGAUCUUCUUCAUCAUAGAAAUGGAGUUGUAAUCCACGAUGAGCUUGAGAUUCGUAUUCGUCAGGAGAAAAGAAUGGCAGAUGCAAUAGCUGUGGAAAAACUGAAGGGAACCUCUAUGGGUAAGGGAAAACAGACUGGAAGAUAUGCAAAUAGGGGCGAAGAAAACUCCAAGGCACUCAAUGAUAAUUUUAUAUCGAGAGCAACAUUAGCCCAACGUGCACGACGAGAUCGAGAAAAUAGAUUACAACAAUGCACUGCGAUUCCCCUUGGACAAUGCUUGCGAGUAGACCCUCCACAAAAGCGACAAUGUCUGCAAUCUCUACAACAGAAUGCACUACAUGCAAAAUCCACGGCACUCAAUGAUAAUGUUAUAUCUAAAGCAACAUUAGCCCAACGUGUGCGACGAGAUCGAGAAAAGAGAUUAAAACAAUGCAUUGCGAUUCCCCUUGGACAACGCUUACGAGUAGACCCUCCACAAAAGCGACAAUGUCUUCAAUCUGUACAACAGAUAACCUCUUUUACCACAGCCAGUCGCCUACAUCCUACUUGCUCGGAACAAGGAACAGUUUCUACCAAUGGGACCGAGCCUGCGCAAAAGCGUCAAAGGGUUACGCACAUUGUUUCUACCAAUUUGGCUAACAUAGUGACUGAGCCGGCAUCCUACUUACCUAAAACAAGGAACAAUUCCACAUGUUUGAUGUCCUUGCCAAGCACAUCGUCCGCUCCACAAAGAAACUGGUCAACUCCUACAAGCCAAAUCAACCAAGAGGAUCUUUCUUAUGGUGUUAACAUUGAAAAUAUCCCUACGAGUUCAAGAGUUCAUAGUCUUGCACAUAUAAAUUUAGGCAGGCAUUAUCUUGGCAAGAUGGACAUUCUAUGUUCUCACUGUCAAGCCUUACAUUGGAUGGACGAAAAGUUGGCAAGAUCUUCUAAAAAGAAUCCCUUAUUUGGAACUUGCUGUCUGCAAGGUACAAUAAAGCUACAUUUGCUUUCUACACCCCCUCCGCCUCUUAAAGCAUUGUAUGAUGGUGAUGAUGUUAGAUCCAAAUCGUUUCGAAGUAAUACUCGAGAUUACAAUGCAGCCAAUGCUUUUACUAGCCUUGGCACUACAUUGGAUCCAAGAGUACUUAGUGGGAAGGGUCCUACUCCAUUCACUAUCCAUGGGGAAUUACGACAUCGAACAGGAUCACUACUACCGCAAGCAGGUCAGAUUGGAUCAUAUGCUCAAUUGUAUAUUUAUGACCCUAAUUCUGCUUUAAACAUUCGUAGUCAGAGAAAUCCUCAAUUAAGAAGGGAUGUCCUUGAAACAAUACAAGGCAGUUUAUUAGAGGUUAAUGCCUUUGUAGGUAAAUUUCGCCAAGCUUAUGCGGUUUUGAAUCACUUAGCUGAGACAGGACAGAAUUUACCGGCCCAUCUUCACUACAGUUCAUCUACAGAUCGACGACGAUACAAUUUACCGACAAUAGAUGAGAUUGCGGUUGUAGUACCAGGGGAUGGAACUAAGGCCAGUGGAAUGAGAGAUAUCAUCUUACAUCUGAGAGGAGAUAAUGGGUUAAUGCGAAUUAAUGAAUGCCACCCAGCAUACUUGCCACUACAUUAUGUUUUACUGUUCCCAUAUGGAGAGCUUGGAUGGGAACCUGAGAUGAAAAAGUGGGAUACUCGGACUAAUCAACUAUCUUCUGAUCGACUUACUCAGCUGCAAUUUUAUAGUUAUCGAUUGUUUGAGCGUCCGAAUGAGUAUUCAACAAUUUUGAGGUCAGGUAAACUCUUCCAGGAGUUUCUGGUGGAUGCUUGGGCUGCAACCGAGCAAAAUCGAUUAACAUACUAUAAGCUCAAUCAAGACAAAUUUCGUACUGGACUCUACCAAGAUUUUACUGGUAUCCAUCCAGAUGAGCUAAACCCUAACCAAAUUGGUAAACGAUUUAUUUUGCCAUCUUCUUUUGUUGGUGGUCCAAGACACAUGUUUGAGAUCUUUCAGGAUUCAAUGGCUAUCACACGCUACAACCAGCACCCUGAUAUUUUUCUCACCAUGACUGCAAAUCCCAAUUGGCCGGAAAUUACUUCAGCUUUGUUGCCUCAUCAAAAACCUACAGAUCGUCCUGAUUUAGUUGCCCGUGUUUUUGAGUUAAAAAGAAAGGCUUUGAUGAAGGAGAUUGAAACAAACAAAGUGUUUGGUAAAAAAGUGGCACAUGUUUAUACAAUUGAAUUUCAAAAACGAGGUCUACCACAUAUGCACGCACUUCUUUUUCUAGAAGGACCAUGUAAGAUUCGAACUUGCGCUCAAGUAGACAACUUAAUCUGUGCCGAGUUCCCAGAUCCAAAUGAUGAACCAACGCUUUUCGAAACUGUCAAGAGUUGUAUGGUGCAUGGACCAUGCGGUGCUCGAAAUCCGAAUGCAUCAUGUAUGGAAAAUGAAAAGUGUACUAAAAGAUAUCCUCGAGCCUUUGCAGAAUCAACUACCAUGGACCAAGAUGGAUAUCCCAUCUAUCGUCGUCGUAGUGAUGGCAAAGUAUAUGUUGUUCGAGGGCACGAAGUUGAUAAUAGGGAUGUUGUACCUUACAAUCCUUAUCUUUCCAAACGGUUCAACUGUCAUAUUAAUGUAGAGGUAUGUGCAGGUAUGCGAUGUGUCAAAUAUAUUCACAAGUACAUUUAUAAAGGUUACGACCGUACAACCAUGGUGUUGGGAUCUGCAAAUGAAAUUCAACAAUAUCUUGAUUCAAGGUAUAUUGGCCCGCCAGAAGCUGCUUGGCGAAUAUUUGGUCAUCAUAUGCAUGAAGAACUCCCAACAGUUACACGAUUGACAAUCCACUUGCCCGGCAUGCAUCAGUUCGUUUUCAAUCCUGCGGAUUCACCAGAGACUAUCCGAAAUAGGGCUGCGCAAGAAGUGUCAACAUUAACUAGGUUUUUCUCAUGGUAUGCUUCAAAUAAAGAUGCUGAGAAGUACACAUACCAAGAAUUCCCGCAAUAUUUUGUUUGGAAAUCCAAUCAAUAUUGGACACCAAGAGUAAUGGGGUAUGCAAUAGGUAGAAUGUACUUUGCUAGCCCUAAUUGUGGUGAAUUGUUUUACCUGCGUUUGCUAUUAACUAUUGUCAAAGGGCCAGAUUCGUAUGAAAGCUUACGCACGGUUAACAAUGUAUUGUACGGUUCCUUUAAAUUAGCAUGUGUCGCGCGGGGGCUUUUGGAAGAUGAUGAGGAAUGGAUACAAUGUCUUCAAGAGGCUUCAGUCAUGAAGACUGGAUACCAACUCAGGAGAUUAUUUGGUGUUAUUCUUACACAAUGCUCUCCCCUACAUCCAUAUGCAUUAUGGAAGCAAUUUUGUAUCCAUAUAUGCGAUGAUCUUGCGCAUAAGAUUCGUACAUUAUUUUCCAUUGCCAACCCAACCGAGGCUCAAGUCGAAGACUAUGGUUUGUAUCUCUUGGACGAAUUGCUCCAUGAAUCAGGUAAAAACUUACUUGACUUCCCGCCUAUGCCUAUACCAAUUGGAAAUUGGAGUGUAGUAUUCGGUAACCGAUUGAUUUCAGAACAUCGGCAACUGCAGAUUGAGGCACAAGAGGUAGGUAUACAAACUAAUAUUGAGCGACUAAACAAUGGACAGCGUGCUGCUUAUGAUGCUAUCAUUUCUUCUAUUUUCGAAAAUAAAGGAACUACAUUCUUUCUGAAUGGCGGAGCUGGAACAGGGAAAACAUUUCUCUACAAUACUAUUGCAUUAAAAUGUCGUAGUUUGGGCUAUAUCGUUGUAAACGUUGCUUCAUCUGGUAUUGCGUCAUUGUUAUUGUUAGGAGGUCGCACUGCUCAUUCGACUUUUCGCAUUCCAUUGGAUGUGUUGGAAAAUUCUGUCUGUGGGUUUAGCAAGAAUUCUUUACAAGCAGAAUUGUUUAGGGAAACAAAACUCAUAAUAUGGGAUGAAGUUGCUAUGCAACAUAAAUAUUGUGUUGAAGCAGUUGAUCGUAGCCUUAGGGACAUAUGCGAUAAUGAAAAGCCAUUUGGGGGUAUCACUGUAGUUCUUGGUGGAGAUUUUCGUCAAGUUUUACCAGUGGUACCUAAAGGAGUGCGUGAACAAAUUGUUAAUGCGUCAUUGAGAAGAUCUGAAUUAUGGAACGAUAUACAUGUUUUGACAUUGGAUUUGAACAUGCGCUUGAAUCCGAUGGAUCCUGAAAAUGUUACUUUUGCUAGAUUCCUGAUGGAGGUAAUCUUCUCUCUAAGUAUUUCUUUCUAAAAUCUCAAGUUUGAAUUAAGAACACAUUUAUACCUCCUAAUUUGAUGAUUUUUAACUUCUUAGAUUGGAGCUAAUCCACAAGAAAUUGUGCAUCUUCCACCCACAAUACGCAAAUGCCAAGACCUAACGGAACUAUUGUCUACAGUGUACCCACAAUUGGAAAUUCAAACCACAUCAACCCCAACCUAUUUGACAGAACGAUCAAUUCUUUCUGCUCGAAAUGAGGAUGUCAAUGCCAUUAAUGCAGCCGCAUUAAAUGUGUUUCCAGGAGAUGCAUUCACUUACUUAGCUGCAGAUAAGAUGUCCGAAGAUGAUGAACUUGAUCGUUCCAUUACGAACCGCUAUCCAAAUGAGUAUUUAAACUCAUUGGAUCCUCCUGGACUUCCGUCUUUUCGGGUAGAGUUGAAAGUGGGUUGUCCUAUAAUGUUGUUAAGGAACAUUUCCCCCAAAAAUGGACUUUGUAAUGGCACGAGAAUGAUGGUUGUUAGGUGUGGCACUCGCAUUAUUGAAGCAAAGAUUUUAACUGGGGAAAAAUCAGGAAACUUGGAGUUUAUACCCAGAAUUUCCUUAACACCAUCGUCAUCUGAAUUCCCAUUUCGAAUGACUAGACGCCAAUUCCCAGUUCGCUUGGCGUAUGCUAUGACUAUAAAUAAAUCUCAAGGACAAUCAGUAAAGUUUGUUGGUGUAGAUUUGCGCACUCCAGUGUUUAGUCAUGGCCAGCUAUAUGUCGCAUUGUCUAGAUGCACAUCUUUUGAUCGUAUAAGUGUCCUCCUCCCUGAGGAUGAGACUGACACUACAACAAAUGUUGUUUAUCCGGAGAUUUUGCUAUAGCAUUCAGUCUCAAAUGAAAAUCCAAGUGCACAGAAUGGAUUGGGAGGAAAAGGCUAUGGAGCGAAAGAGGAUCAAUUCAACUAGAUUGCGUCAUUGGCUGUCGAAUAGU
This is a messenger RNA of Rhododendron vialii, 6899 nucleotides long. RefSeq lists its product as uncharacterized. Gene Ontology annotation, biological process: DNA repair; telomere maintenance. The coding region runs from base 1328 to 5959 and encodes 1543 amino acids. The transcript is spliced from 12 exons. NCBI's taxonomy places the organism in Eukaryota, Viridiplantae, Streptophyta, Magnoliopsida, Ericales, Ericaceae. Gene Ontology annotation, molecular function: DNA helicase activity. The record is from RefSeq and is a predicted model, not a curated record.